Molecule: messenger RNA, 1137 nt
Organism: Cricetulus griseus (Chinese hamster)
Lineage: Eukaryota; Metazoa; Chordata; Mammalia; Rodentia; Cricetidae
Source: RefSeq, a predicted model, not a curated record
AUGGUCAGCCAGGUUGAAGAGGACAUCAUUGAAAAUGAUUUCAUAAUCUUAAAAUCCCUAGGCUCUGGUUCAUUUGGGGAGGUGAAGCUUGCCUGCCACCUUCCUACAAAUACAAAGGUUGCUGUCAAGGUACUUGAGAGAAAUCAAAAUUCUGUGAAUGUCAUCACCUCUGAAGUAGAGAUCCUUCAGUCUUUGGAACACAGAAACAUUGUUAGAUUUUUCCAUGUCAUGGACACACUAAAAUUAACUUAUGUGGUCAUGGAGUAUGUGGCAGGAAAGGACUUGGAGAUGUUCCUUAGGGACAUUGGAUAUCUAAAGGAGGAAGAAGCUAGACCAAUAUUCCAACAGGUAGUGAAAGCAGUACACUUUCUCCACCAAAGACAAAUUGCACAUCGUGACAUUAAAUUGGCAAAUAUCCUUAUUGACAGAGCUGGAAACAUCAAGAUUUGUGAUUUUGGGAUGGCAAUUCAGGUCAAAGAGGGGCAGAUGUUGACGAAGGCCUGUGGCUCUUUGUAUUAUAUGGCUCCAGAAAUCAUGGCAAGGACACCCUAUGAUGGGCUGGCAGUGGAUAUGUGGAGCUUGGGAGUGGUCCUAUAUGUACUGGUGACAGGACAAUAUCCAUAUUUUGAAACCGAAGCUCAUGCUUUAUACAGUCUCAUCACCAGCACAAAGUUUGCCAUUCCCUACCACCUGUCCAAACCCUGUCAUAUCAUCAUUGCCCAAUUACUAAAGGUCAACAACCUGCACAGGAUAACAAUAUGUCAGCUCCUGGAAAGAUCUUGGCUGAGUCAUAAUGAAGAGCAUGCAGAACCUGCAAGUAAAAAUAUCGUAUCCAGGGUCAUGGCGACUAUGAAAACAAUUGGCUAUACCUGUGAAGAGAUUAUGUCAUCGCUAAGACACAAGCAACCAAAUAAUAAAAUAUCAGCGACUUUCAAUAUUCUAAAACACAAGUUGAGCUGUGAAGACAGUCAUCAUCACAAUGAGAGGCCCUGGUUGAUCAGCAGACCUGUUCAUGCUUUACCACCACUUCUCCCCUUGAAGAGGAGAGCCAGUGAACCAGCCUUUCCAUCAAUUAUAGAAACAGGGAAAAGGCACUUUCAGUGGGAUGGUAUGAAAGAAAGAGUAAAGAGUUUGUGA